GCUCUAAGAGUCAUGGAACAAGUAAUUUGUUAAGUCAUUUGAAAAAUUGUACAAAAUAUCCAUAUAGGGACACUCAUGGGCAACAAACAUUGGGAUUUCAACCUAGAGAAGUUGGCAGUGAUGGUGAGGGUGUUGUUGAUAUUGUGGUUAUGCCAUUUUCCAUAGAAGUUGCUAGGAGGCAUCUUGCCGAGAUGAUAAUAAUUGAUGAAUUGCCCUUUAGAUUUGUGGAUGGGGUUGGUUUUAAGAGGUUUUGUAAUGUCAUGCAACCCAAGUUCAAGAUCCCAUCUCGAUAUACUGUUGCUGGGGACAUUGUAGACAUAUACACUAAUGAAAGAGAGAGGUUGAAAAAAAAUUGUGAAGGGGUGUAG
Camellia sinensis is the source of this 368-nucleotide messenger RNA. NCBI's taxonomy places the organism in Eukaryota, Viridiplantae, Streptophyta, Magnoliopsida, Ericales, Theaceae. The record is from RefSeq and is a predicted model, not a curated record.